Mucor velutinosus is the source of this 477-nucleotide messenger RNA. RefSeq lists its product as uncharacterized. The transcript is spliced from 3 exons. The coding region runs from base 1 to 477 and encodes 158 amino acids. Gene Ontology annotation, cellular component: NatA complex. The record is from RefSeq and is a predicted model, not a curated record. Gene Ontology annotation, biological process: mitotic sister chromatid cohesion. NCBI's taxonomy places the organism in Eukaryota, Fungi, Mucoromycota, Mucoromycetes, Mucorales, Mucoraceae. Gene Ontology annotation, molecular function: N-acetyltransferase activity.
AUGGCAUCUCGCUCUGAUCUUGGAGAUGUUACUCCCAACAACUUGGGCCAAGUUAGAAUUCUUCACAAAGUCUUGUUUCCAGUACACUAUGGCGACAACUUUUACAACGACUUGUUGGAAGCUGGAGAAUUUGCAAAAUUAGCUUAUUACAAUGAUGUUUGCGUUGGUACAGUGUGCUGUCGCAAGGAAGCUGAUGAAAGCAAUCCUGAGAAGUUCAAGGUUUACAUCAUGACUUUAGGUAUCUUGGAGCCCUACCGUCAUCUCGGGUUAGGCUCUCAAUUAGUCCAACACAUUUUAGAACAAGCUAAAUUAGCCAAAGACAUCACCCAAGUUUAUUUGCAUGUUCAGACCAUCAACACAGCUGCUGUCGACUUUUACAAAAAGAACCAAUUCGAGGUUGUUGGCACUGAGAAGGAUUAUUACAAGAAUAUAGAAAAUAGAGACGCCUAUCUUUUGUCAAAGGACAUUGAACAAUAA